AAACCCCGACCUUUUCCAUAAGUGGUUUUGUUCUUUAGUUCUUAACGAUCUGUAGCAGAAAACUGUAACCAGUGACGCCUCUGUUUAAACGGAUCCGUUAUGGUCAUUCCCUUUACUCACUCCGUCACCGGUUCCCCUCAUUUCCGUCUCUCUUCACUCCGUCAACCCUAACGCCGUGUCUCUUUCUCUCUCUUAUCCUAAUUCCCCCCCUUUUCUCCUCUCUCAUGGCCACCGAUUUCCCUCUACUCACCGAUCCCCACGCGCCUCCCACUCACGCGCCUACGCGCCUCCGUGACUGCGAGUCUAUCAGCGGGGGAGACUAUUAUGCUCCCUACGAAGAUUCCGAAAAAUCCGGAUCUGGCGUCAAAACGACAUCGUCCUCGAAACGACACCGCAGCAACCACCACCACUACAACAACAGCAACAUCAAGAAGCAAAAACCUAACGGAGGAACUGGAGAAUCAGAACCAAACAUCAAUAAUAAAGCAACCGUCUCCGGUGCCGUGGAGUACCGCGCCGAUUACCGGAAGGACCGCGAGGAAUGGAGCGACACGGCUAUAUCGUGUCUGUUAGAGGCAUAUAAGGAGAAGUAUAAAGAGCUAAAUAGAGGGAAUUUAAGAGGGAGAGAUUGGGAGGAGGUGGCUGAGGCGGUGAGCGAGAGAGGAGGAGGGUAUAACGGCAAUUGUAAUAAGAAAAGUGUGGAGCAGUGUAAGAAUAAAAUUGAUAAUUUAAAGAAAAGAUAUAAAGUGGAGUUGCAAAGGAUUAAUACUAGUGGCAGCAGUAGUUGGCAUUGGUUGAAGCAGAUUGAAGUAAUCAUGGGGAAUUCUUGUAAUUCUAAGAUUGGUAGUGGUGGUGGAGAAAGCAGUGAAUGUGGCAGUGGUGCGAAUGUUAAUUUGGUUGCUAGACCACUUCGGAGAUAUUCACCAGGCAAUGUUGUCUUUGCAAGCAACCUGAAAGCUAAAUCAGUUCCUAAUUUAAAAUGGCGGAGAGUAGUAUUUAAAAUAAGUGGUGCUGCAUUGGCCGCUAAUUGUCAGAAUAUUGAUCCUAAGGUGGCAAUGCAGAUUGCCAGGGAAGUAGCAACGGCUUGCCAUCUUGGGCUAGAGAUAGCAAUUGUUGUUGGGGGUGGUAACUUCUUUUGUGGAGACUCAUGGAUAUCUGCUACUGGCUUAGACAGGCCUAUGGCAUACCAGAUCGGUAUGAUGGCAACAGUGAUGAACUCCAUAUUGCUUCAGUCAGCUUUAGAGAAGUUGGGUGUUCAGACCCGUGUGCAAAGUGCUAUUGCAAUGCCGGAUUUAGUUGAACCUUAUAGCAGGCAACGAGCCAUUCGACAUCUUGAGAAAGGAAGAGUUGUCAUAUUUGGUGGUGUCGGUGCUGGUUCUGGAAAUCCACUAUUUACUACUGAUACAGCUGCAGCUCUGAGGGCUUCUGAGAUUAAUGCAGAAGCACUCCUUAAAGGUACAAAUGUUGAUGGCAUCUAUGAUUGUCAUUCUGGUAAUACCAAUGUAAUACUGGAUCACAUACCUUUCAGGGAAGUGGUUUCCAGGGGGGUUACCUUCAUGGACACGAUGGCAAUCACAUACUGUGAAGAGAAUGGAAUUCCUGUUGCAGUCUUCAAUUUGCUUAAGCCUGGGAAUAUUUCUAGGGCAUUAUGUGGAGAUCAAGUUGGCACCUUGAUUGAUCAAGCAGGAGGGAUUGAUUAGCUAAUAUGCACAUGAAACCUUUUCUGUACCAAUGCUUUAAAGGCCAGUGGUAAAUGCUCAUGUAUUUUUGCAAAAUGCUUUAACUAUUAUGCGACUAAGGUGCCAGCUCAUGUCUAUAGAAGAUUUCCAUCAAAGUGCCAGCUCAUGUGUAUAGAAGAUUUCCAUUAACUGGAUAUCAGCUGGUAAAUGAGGUGGGAAGAGGAUGUCUGUACACAGCCUGCACCCAACCGAUGGGCUUUAAAUCCUCAGAAAUUGCCAGAUUCUUCCCCAUGGUUACAGGGUAAAAUGUUUUCAGGCUCGAUAUCACUUCACUGUUUGUAGCUUGUACACAUUAUAAUUUGUUCUGUAUUUGAAAUGUUAGCAGUAGAUAGAAAGAAAGCAAGAAAAUGUGACUCAUUUUUCAGUAA
This is a messenger RNA of Ricinus communis (castor bean), 2107 nucleotides long. RefSeq lists its product as uncharacterized. Gene Ontology annotation, biological process: UDP biosynthetic process. Gene Ontology annotation, molecular function: UMP kinase activity. NCBI's taxonomy places the organism in Eukaryota, Viridiplantae, Streptophyta, Magnoliopsida, Malpighiales, Euphorbiaceae. Gene Ontology annotation, cellular component: cytoplasm. The transcript is spliced from 7 exons. The coding region runs from base 225 to 1700 and encodes 491 amino acids. The record is from RefSeq and is a predicted model, not a curated record.